ACAGCGCCGGCAGCAGACACCUCACCUGGACGAAGACAGCACCUGGACCCAAUCUUCCACCCCAGACCUUCAGCCCCAGAGCCUCUGCAGUUGGGAUCCCAGCCCUCAGCCUGCAGGACCCUGGCCCCGGACCCGACUUGAGACGGCUGCCAUGUCAGGCCCCUGCUGGCCCCUCACCCUGGCCCUGGCCCUGAUCCUGACCAAUGUCCUGGGGGGCCAUGCUCAGCCUGAAGCAGUGAUGGUGGCUGAGGGUCCCGGCCUGGAUGACCUCCUGCAGCAGGCAGAGCGCCUGCUCCUCCUCCAGGAAGACCUCCAGGGGCUGCCAGGAGUGCCCGUGGAGCAUGAGUCUCAGGUCCUGCAGCCCGACUGGCUCUCCAAGCGUCAGCACCCAGGCAAAAGGGAGGAGGACACCAAGGAGGGGCCCGAAGAGGAGGAGGAGGAGGAAGGCGGUGCCGCGGGUCCCCAAAAGCGGCAGCAUCCUGGCCGGCGCUCACCUUGGCUGGAAUACGUGAUCACUAAGAGGCAGCACCCAGGCCGAAGGCUGGUGGAUCCCCACAGCCAGAGGAGCUGGGAAGAAGAGGAUACAGAGGAGGACAGAGAGGGGGCACCAAUACCCAAGAAGCGCCAGCACCCUGGCAAGAGGGCCCUAGGAAGGCCAUGUGGGCCCCAGGGUGCCUGUGGCCAAGCCAGCCUCCUGCUGGGGCUCUUGGAUGACCUGAGGCAGAGCCGGGGGGCCCACGAGAAGCGGCAGCACCCAGGGCGGCGAGCGUCCUGGGCUAGGGAGCCCAUUGAGGCAUGAGCACCGCUUCCUGGGCCUGGAGUUGGGGUCAGAGGACAUCUGACCCACGGCUCUUCAUAACCCCCCCAGCCCCUCCUUAGAUCCCAACUGCACACCUGAGCCCCUCCCUUCAGGGACACAACAGCCAGAUGAGAAGGAAAAAACCCAUGUUGCCCACAACUGAGUCCCUUUCUUCCACCCUAUCUAAGGGAUCCCUACAGAGGGCAGGUGCCAAGACGUCCAUGUCCAGCUCCUGUCCCCUGCUGCAUGUAGCCAGACUCCUGGUGGCGCAUGCCCUUCCCCAGCACCCCCCCAGGCUCCUCCCAUAGGAGGGCAGAGCCUUUCCGUGCUGCACUCCCUUGGAACAUCACUCUAGGAAACUCCAGAGCUGCACGUGGCUAUGGAAGUAGAGGUGUUCGGGAACAGAUGUCACCCUGGAAGCCGUGGCUCGUGUGUAGCCCUCUAGGCACCCUGCCCUCUCCCUAUCAUCCCAGUGACAAU
Molecule: messenger RNA, 1279 nt
Organism: Fukomys damarensis (Damara mole-rat)
Lineage: Eukaryota; Metazoa; Chordata; Mammalia; Rodentia; Bathyergidae
Gene: Trh
Product: thyrotropin releasing hormone
Exons: 3
Coding region: 152-799 (215 amino acids)
Biological process (GO): hormone-mediated signaling pathway
Cellular component (GO): extracellular region
Molecular function (GO): thyrotropin-releasing hormone activity
Source: RefSeq, a predicted model, not a curated record